UUUUUGUCUGGAAAAGAUUUUUUUUUUUUUCAAAAAAUAAGGGUAUAUUUUCAAUGUUGUUCAGUACAGAGUAGCAGUAGUAUUUGCAGCAAGCUAAAAGAGAAACAAAAAAUAAAAUUAAAAAAAUAAUGUCUAACAACAUCACCUUCAUUUGAACUCCCAAGAUUUUGUGGGUGUAAGUUGCUGCAUUUUGUUUGAAUCCGCUCUGAAGACUUUGUUAACUCAAUUGCUGGCCUUUUGUCAAUGGGGAAGUCACCAGGAAAGUGGAUAAAGACCGUACUUUUCGGGAAGAAAGCAUCCAAAUCCAACUUUGCCAAGGGCAAAGAGAAAUCCAACAAUGAGAAAGAGGUGCAUGUUCGUGUAAGGGUUCCUGAAACUGAGAACGCUGUUAGUAUUCCAGAUACAACAAAUGUUGCUCUCAAUGAAGUUCAUGAGGAUGAUCAUAACGUAAUGUCGGAGUACAAGGAAUCUUCUCUUGGGCAGCCAGAUGGUGAUAUGCCAGUGUCGGGGGAUCACUUUCCUGAUGCAAAACCAACCAGAGAAAUAGAUCCGUUAACUGAAGCUGAGAGAAUAGCUCGAGAAAAGGCUGUAACAAAGGCACAAGCUGCUUUUAGGGGAUAUCUGGCUCGUCGCGCAUUCAAGGCUUUGAAGGGUAUAAUAAGGCUUCAGGCUCUUAUUCGUGGACAUUUGGUGAGGAGACAGGCUGUUUCAACCUUGAAUUGCAUUGUAGGCAUCGUCAAGUUGCAGGCACUCGUUCGUGGGUCAAGAGUUAGAUGUUCUGAUGCAGGUCUUGAAGUCCGAAAAUUCUGUAUAGUGAAGCCUCUGGAUGGCAAAGUUGGGGUUCAUGAAGAUGGUUUUUCUGCUGGUAUCAAAAGCUCGUCAGUAAAUGCGUUUACCAAAAAACUCUUAGCAUCAUCACCAACAGUGAUGCCUCUUCGAGUCCAAUAUGAUGCAGCAGAUCCAAAUUCAGUUCAGAAAUGGUUAGAAAGAUGGUCAAUAUACUGCCCAUGGAAACCCGUAUCUCCACCCAAAAAAGUUGCAAACUCUCGAGUUCCCAAAAAGCAAGUUAACUCACUGACCGUUGACGGAGAAACAGGAAGGCCAAAACGCAGCGUUCGCAAGGUUCCUUCCCUCUAUGAUAAUGUGUCAGCUUCUGAUGUAGAGAAACCGCGGCGCAAUCUAAAGAAAGUAACUGCCCAUCCAGCAGAUUCUGCACUAGAAAAUUCGCCAAGUGAGCUUGAGAAGGUUAAACGUAGUCUAAGAAAGGUUCACAACCCUGUAACUGAAAGCUCUGGACAGCCGCAGACUGGGGUAAUCGAGAGGGCAUCUCACAAUCAAGGGAAAACAUCUGCAGCCAAUGCUCAGGAGGUUCCAGCUCCAAAGGUAACUGACAAGCCGAUUCAUAGCUCAGGAAAAACGACAGCAUCGAUUAUUCAGGAAGUCUCGGCCUCAAAGGUAACCGAGAAGCCAAAUCCCAGCCAUGGGAAAACGACAGCAUCCAAUGUUGAGGAGGUUACAGCUCUUAAAGAGGUUGAUUUUCUUGAGGAAACCAAUGUAGAGACUAGCACGGCUGUUGAGGAAGAAACCGUUCUUGUUUCUAAGUCAAAUGAAAAGGAAACUGUGGGCCCUAUAGAAACAGACAAGUCCGUUGAACUCUCGAACAAUGAUAAAAUCGAGGUCAAAUUAGAGUCUUCUGAAAAUGGUGACAAGGAUGAAAACACUCCUGUGCCGAAUGGUGCCAUGAAAUCUAAGGAAGAUUCAGUGUCAAACGAUAAUCAGAAAUCCAGACGGGCUUCUUUCCCGACAAAACAGGAACUUAUGGAAGACGGCGUGCAGAACACUCCGAAGCUUCCAAGUUAUAUGCAAGCAACUGAAUCAGCCAAGGCAAAGCUAAGAGCACAGGGAUCCCCUAGACUUGCCCAAGAUGAGACCGAGAUUAUCAACUUCACCCGACGCCAUUCACUUCCAAAUGGAAAGGUCAGUUCAGCGUCACCUAGGACACCAAAACCACUUCAAGGUAGCAGCGGAAAGAGUGGCAACAAAAGUGAUAAAUCUUUGUUGUCUUCUAGAGAUGGAAGUGGUAAGGCGGUCCAAGGAUGGCGAAGGUGAGGGCAAUGCAAACUUGACGCUGAUUCAUAUAACGAUGGUGAAAGUUAAAAGUUUGUUAGCAAAUUGUGUUGUUGUGGGGCUUAUUUAAUUUGUUAUUUAGGUGGAAAAUUUACUGUGACUUUUCUGAAUAUGUGUUUGUGGAUAUCAUAGCGGCUUUAUUAUGUAAGUUGGGUUCUUCUUUGAGUGAAUGUGAAUUGCAGGCUUCACUAUUUUUAUUCUGCCAAGUAAAUUUAAAUUAUUAACUUAUGUUGUCUCACUGUGGGAAGGAAACAUGCAAUAUUGACUAUUGAGUUUGUGUAUAGUAUUAGUCUUAUAUUCCAUAUAUGUUUUCUA
Amaranthus tricolor (Joseph's coat) is the source of this 2442-nucleotide messenger RNA. Its product is annotated as protein IQ-DOMAIN 31. The transcript is spliced from 8 exons. The record is from RefSeq and is a predicted model, not a curated record. Gene Ontology annotation, molecular function: protein binding. The coding region runs from base 244 to 2109 and encodes 621 amino acids. NCBI's taxonomy places the organism in Eukaryota, Viridiplantae, Streptophyta, Magnoliopsida, Caryophyllales, Amaranthaceae.